Molecule: messenger RNA, 3368 nt
Organism: Schistosoma turkestanicum
Lineage: Eukaryota; Metazoa; Platyhelminthes; Trematoda; Strigeidida; Schistosomatidae
Source: the annotation of a GenBank genome assembly
GCGUACUCGAAAAUGUGUCUUUCCGUGACUAAGAAUCCUCAACAACUAUCAAAACUCAGUUCCUAAGAAACAGAGACCCGUUUUCAAAUUGGCGGUACUUCGUCUGCAGUCAUCGCGGUUUUAGCGUCGUCCCUACUUCUUAUUUUGACUGCUACGAUGUUUACUUAUAUUCGUUGCUCCUGAGUACAAUCGCCGGCUUAAUAAAGGUUUCACUGAGAAUCAAGAAAUUUUUGAGCUAAGUUCAAAUCGAUCUACUGACGGACGAGGAUUAAAAUAUUUUGAUAAUACUACUCCAAACUCACAUGGAGAAUGUUUGGCAAGCAAAGUAAGUAAGUCUUACCCAACGUUUGUUGUAUUGUAGACGCUGCCGAUACUCCCUGGUCAAAGUCAGAGGAAUCUCCAAAAUGUUCUCAUUGUCUAAACACUUAUUUCACAAUGUCUUCUUCUCGACACAUUUCUUAUGUCGCUCGUGAAAUAUUUCCCGCCUGCCUCUUGGCAGGUGUUGGAAUGGUAGUUGCAGGAUGUUAUGUUGAUAUGCUGAAGUCCACUGGUACGUUAACUUUGAAAGGGGAAAGUAUUUUCGAAAUCAUACCACCCAUUCUUGGGCUCAAAGGGAAUUUGGAAGUUGCUCUUUCCUCUCGAUUGGCUACAGUGGUUCAUUUGCGAAGAAAGUUUAACGAACUUUCAUUCUGGUUAUUCACAACCACACUGGCUUUUAUACUUGUUCUUGCUGUUUUUGCAAGCACGAUAAUACCUUUAGUUAUAGUAACUUUGCAUAAAUCGUCAAGUUCAUCUGACUCCUCUGUCGAUCUUGUUCAUCUUACCUGCAUCUCAUCAAUGACUUGCAUUUGUGCCACAUGUUUUAUAAGCACUGCCGUCUACGUAAUAGUAUGUGCCUGUGUCUUUUGCGGAGCAAAUCCUGAUAAUGUUGCUCCACCUGUAGCGGCUGCUUUGGGAGAUCUUGUAACUGUUCUAAUUCUGGCACAUGUUAACUAUUACUUUAUAACACAUCCAACUUUGACAUUCACCGUUGCUGUGUGCAUGAUUUUUGCCGUUUCUAUUUUGAGUAUAUCUUAUUUAUUGUAUCAGUCAAAUAUCAACGUGUCUGGUGAUCUGCGUAGUCUUAUUAUUACACCUAAUACUUUUAAAGAAACCAUCAUUCCUUUAACUCUUGCAGUUAUCAUGAGUAGCAUUUGUGGAAACAUAUCUGCCCGAUUUCUGAUUGAUUGGCCCAUUAUUGCUCGCCUUCAAGUCCCAAUAAAUGGUGUAGGGGGGAUUUUUGCUUCAAUGCUAAUUAGUAGAAUGACAACACGUCUAUAUUCUAUAACUUGUUCGAAAAAACUUCCUAUGAAGAAAUUGUUCUUCGUUUCUUCAACAACUACUCUAGUCAAAGUUGAAAAAGUCAACCCUGACGAUUCUGAUAAAAAAUUAACAUCAACUAAUAAUUCACAUUCCCACACAUCAUCUCAAUCACUGGAAACAUUAAAAUCUUGUAGAAAACUACGUGAAAUUCAUACUGAUGUUUCACAGGUAUCCAAACUCAUCAGAUUCCUGUGUGUCCCGUUACAUUUUAUCUUAAGUAUAGUCAGUGUAACUGUCAAUUAUUAUUUGAAAGGGGAUGAUGCUUCAAAGAUUACAACAUCACCUCUACAGUUUGACAUUUUAAUUCCUUAUCUCUUUGCUGGGUUCAUACAGAUAUGUAUACUUCUUAAAUUUGCAAAAUUUAUUGUCCUUCAACUUUGGAAAUAUUUACAUUUUACAAAACAAUUGAAUUCUCAUGAUAACGUAGUCUCGUUAGCAUCACUUGAUUUCUCCUCUAUUGCUGUAACUACUGGUGCAGGUGAUUUGCUUGGAACAAGUUUACUUGUUCUAUGUUUAUCCAUGAAUAAAUGGAUUGUAUACAAUUUAUUUUUAUAAAUUCUAUACACAUGGUUGUAUAAUACAUAUUUUCUUUUUAAUGUAUAUUGAAAUAUUGUUUUAACAUGAUUGUUAUAUACAAUUACUGGAACAAUUAAACUUUCCUAUUUAAUGUUCUAUUAAAAUUUCUACACUAUAACAAUAUAACUCCUUAUAAUUUUUCUACAUAUUUAAUGAACAUUCUAAAAGUUCAAAGCGAAUAUCAUCACUGAAUGGUUUAUGCCUUUUGUGUGUGGAAUUAUAUAUUUUCUUCUGAAUCAUGAAAAAGUUUCAGUUGAAAUGAUCUUUUUCUUUUGAUUAUUAUUUGUCCAAAUGUUCAAUUCUAAUGUUUCUGUCAGAAUGAUCAUCAUCAUUUCUACUAAAAUUUUCUAAUUGUAUGUAUAAACUACUUUUUCACCGUUUAAUCAUUGAACAACAAUCUAACCGAUCAAGAAAGAACUCAUUCAAUAACUCUGUUACGAUCAAUAUUUUGUGAAUAUUUCAUUGUAUGUGUACAGCAGUUCAUAUUAAGAAUAUUGAAUAAUUUUUUUUUAGUUAUUUUAUUUGUAAGAACUUGUUGUUUUUUGAUUGGACAAAAAUAUAUUUCAUCUGUUGAUUUACUUUUCAAGUGUAAACAUGUUUUACAUGUAUAUGCGAUCAGUUAGUGAUCUGUUAAUUAUUUACUAAAAUUCAAUAUUUAAAAGAGAGAGGUAGAGAGAAAAAAAUUAUGAGGUUUUACAAUGUGAAUUGAGUAAAUAAUAAUAUUGUCUACUGUAAUCAGUUUUUCCUGUUAAUAAAAUCGAAUUCUGUUUAUUCUAGUAAAGUAAAAAAAAACAGCUUUUUUUGUCAUUGGAAUACGCCUCAAUUUUCAAUUUAUUGAUAUAAGUGUAUAUGUUUAAUAAAUCAAAUGGUUUCAACCUUUUAUUUCGUGCGUGAAUCACUCUCACUCAUCAUGCACAUUGUAAAUUCGCUAAUGUUUCAGGUUUUGAUUUUUGUUUAACUAGACAACUGAAUUUUAAAAUCAAUAGAAUUAUAAUGUUGACGAAAAAAAUAUUGUAUUUCCGAAACUGAACCAAUCGAUUCCGACAAUGCACCAAAAUAGAAAAAAUCACCUACCCACUUACGUAGUUUAUUGAAUACUUAUGCACUAAUGAUCAACAGAAAGAAAACUUUAGUAAUAUACAGCUUUAAAAGCUUAAUACAAUUUGUAAUUCUUUUUUUAGUACCUGAAGAGGUCGAAAAUCCUACCGGUCAGAUCUUUUUUUGAUCCUACUAACUUCAAUUCAAAUUAAAUGUGUCAGCUUUCUCAUUCAGUGGCUACCAUUAGGAGAUUGUAAUGUUUGAAAUAAAAAACACUUUUCCGUUAGAAAAUCUAAUAGGAUACAUUUAUUCUAUGUCCUAUUUUAGUAAAAACUCGAAAAAUUGUUGAGUUGACUAGUUUUAUAGGCGUUCUAUAUGAAAAGCAUUAUGCA